AUGGACCGAAGUGCUACCAGCAGAAACACUGGCUCAAGUGGCCAUGCCGCUAAUGGCGCUCACUCCGAUUUACCGGACCUGGCUACUUAUCAAGCACAAUGGGCCAAAAUCCAUGAUGAUACUGUGCGCCAGAUCAACGAAGCCCUAGCAAUCCCCUUCAAGCUAGCGAUAAAUGAUGAGCAUCCGGAGAAAUUGGCGAUAUCGGGUGUUUAUCGGAACUCUGUUGAUUCUGACUUUUUGUUCGGCAUCUGCUUGCUUUUUCGCUUGGGAUGA
This is a messenger RNA of Aspergillus welwitschiae, 273 nucleotides long. RefSeq lists its product as uncharacterized. The coding region runs from base 1 to 273 and encodes 90 amino acids. The transcript has 2 exons. NCBI's taxonomy places the organism in Eukaryota, Fungi, Ascomycota, Eurotiomycetes, Eurotiales, Aspergillaceae. The record is from RefSeq and is a predicted model, not a curated record.